AUUCGCUUUAUGACCCACAAAAUAACUCAAAUUCCCAUAAUCCUCAGUUUUACGUGGUGACGUUUUCAGCAUAACAAACAAAUCCGGAAGAGCAUAAUUGAUCCAGAUUAGACAGUUUGCUACACAUUCAAAAUGCUGAAGGCUGUGAUUCUCAUUGGAGGCCCGCAGAAAGGUAAGUGUUAAAUAAAUAACUCUUUUACAAAUGCAUACAUGUUCAUUCUCCAGUACUGCUCUAGAGCCAUGUAUCUCGCUAACGUUAGCUAGUUAGCCUUGCUUUAAAGGGCUAGCUAACUAGUUGUAAUGAAUGACGUGGCGUGUUCAUGGAAACCCUCAGGUGCAGCUUGCAUAUCUAAACAUUCUGGCAAUAAGCAUUUGGUCGAAAAAGCUAACAAACACGAUUGCAUGGGCUGACAGCUUGCCACCAAGAUAGUUGAUAGACUUGCAUAAACAUUCUGUGCUAGCUAACGUUACCGGUACUUGAAUUGUCAUUAAUUGAACGAGUUGUGUGCUUUCAACGUCUUAGAAUAUAAUAUAAUAGUUUGGAGUGCUUUCUACUACAUCAAAUAUAAUCUAGAGUGGAAUAAUUUGUUUUUACUUUUCCUAAGGUCAAUUCUGAAAAUGUAAUGUGAUCAACUGAGCAGGUAACUUUCAUUGUCAUACAGGUACACGGUUUCGACCAUUGUCAUUUGAGGUCCCGAAACCCUUGUUUCCAGUGGCUGGUGUGCCCAUGCUACAGCAUCACAUUGAAGCAUGUGCCAAGGUCGGUUAGGACUGAUAAAAUAAUCAAUUUCCACAUAUUUUUCAUUGGUGGAAAGAAACAUGUUUUUAAUUCUCCCAAUAGGUGCCAAAUAUGAAGGAGAUUUUGCUUAUCGGCUUUUACCAGCCAAAUGAAGAACUUACCAGAUUCAUGUGUAGCGCACAGCAGGAAUUCAAAAUCUCAAUCAGGUAAACAAGAGGAUCUUACAGAAAUGUCAUAAGACAAGAUAAAGCAUAGAACACAUUCAGAAUGGAUGGAUCAUUGAUAAACUUGUUUAAACUCUUGUAGGUAUUUGCAGGAGUAUGCUGCAUUGGGCACUGGGGGCGGAAUCUACCACUUCAGAGAUCAGAUUCUAUCUGGUGGCCCUGAGGCAUUCUUCAUUAUGAAUGCUGACGUGUGCUCUGAGUUUCCUCUACCAGAGAUGCUCAACUUCCAGAAAGAACACGGAGAGCCAAGCAGUUUCAUCAUCCUGGGGACAACUGUGAGGAGACUCCCAUGAUUUCUAUGGCUAAGGCCUUGAAUAAUACAAGGAAAAGUUGGCCAAUGAACUGUUGGGAGUAUGUUUGGUGGGGACAUUGGGGUAUAAUUCCUUUGACUUUGAAUAGUUUUUUUCUUCUUUGUUUUGCAGGCAAACAGAAAGCAGUCCAUGAACUAUGGCUGUAUUGUGGAAAACCAGCAAACAAAUGAGGUGAUGAUGCAGCACAUUUUAGUCAUGGGCAAUUCCACUGUAACGGAAUUGUGCUGAGACUCAGAUCUUUCACUUAAAAUGUAUGCCAAACAAAAAACAUUAAUUUCAAACUUUAACAAACUCUAUGCACAAGGACUACUUUUAACAAUUUACACUGAACAUUUUACAAAAACACAUUUACUGGAAGAACUGUGCAGAUGCAAAUUUAGGUAAUGGAAUUUCUGUAAAAUCUCCCUCAGUUUGUGUGUCCACGUUUUCAAAACUCUCUUAAAUACUGCUGCAAAUUUAGAUUAAACUAUGUCUGCAUAAAGAAUGGGGUGUCAGCUAUGACAUGACACAUUGACUUUGAAAAAAAUCUAUUUGGGUUAUUGAACUACAUUAAGUGAAGUGGAUCAACACCCGUAACGGAAUUGCGGCAACGGAAUUUCAUCAUGGGUCCUUGAUCUUUACCACACAUAAAUGCAUAAUUAUGGAUAUGAACGUCAUUCUCUUCAUGGUGAUGUAUCCUAAAUAGGUACACAAAGGUAUAAAUAUGCAAUAGCCUUCUUUGCAUAUUUGGGUAUUAUUCUACACACUGGUUAUUAUUUUAAUGAGCUCUGCCCUCAAACCGGACCAAAUCUGAACCAAUUAUAAACAUCUAUGUUUCACAAGUUUGGACAUCAAAGUAGAGCUCAGUACAGUAUAAUUCAGCACAGUUCAGUAAAGGAUACACUGAUGUACAAACAUUAGGAACACCUGCUCUUUCCAUGAGACUGGUGAAAGCUAUGAUCCCUUAUUGAUGUCACUUGUUAAAUACACUUCAAUAAGUGUAGAUGAAGGAAAGGAGACAGGUUAAAGAAGGAUUUUUAUUGUGUUUGUGUGCCAUUCAGAGGGUGAAUGGGCAAGACAAAAGAUUUAAGUGCCUUUGAACGGGGUAUAGUAGUAGGUACCAGGUGCACUGGUUUGAGUGUGUCAAGAACUGCAACGCUGCUGGGUUUUUCACGCUCAUCAGAUUCCCAUGUGUAUCAAGAAUGGUCAAUCACCCAAAGGACAUCCAGCCAACUUGACACAACUGUGGGAAGCAUUGGAGCCAACAUGGGCCAGCAUCCCUGUGGAACGCUUUCGACACAUUGUAGAGUCCAUGCCCCGCUGAAUUGAGGCUGUUCUGAGGGCAAAAGGGGUACAACUCAAUAUUAGGGAAGGUCUUCCUAAUGUUUUGUACGCUGUGUAGUUCAGUAGAGUACUUUACAAUACAGUACAGUGUAAUCAACUCGUGUGCUCUACUGUGUAUUGUACUGAACUCUACUGUACUGAACUAUACUCUACUUUUCUUUACUGUACUGGGCUGUCCCAACUUGUGAACCCAACUGGUUUGUGACUACUAUGAUUUCCCAUUGUAGCCAAUUCAAUUGCAGAAAUUCGGAAUUUCGAGUUAAUCAAGUAAUAAUUCAUAAAUAAAAUGUAUAUCAGUAAACUAACUAAUUAAUAGGUCUACCUUCUGUGAACUUUAAUUAUAAAUGUGAAAAUAUCUUAAUGAUAUGUGGGUUUUUGGUAAUGGAAUUUUAAUGCACAAGGCAAUGUUUCUUAAACUUACAAAAGGCAGAAAAAUGUCUAACUAAAUAUAAGUGUUGAUAUUAGUUGGCAGGGGUCUUUGCUUCAACAGUGAGUAUUGAUGUACUUAGAACACCUUUUAAGACUUUUUUGCUAGAUGUUUUCUAAGACUAUCCAUCUGUUUGACAUGAAAUCAAAGCCUAAUAUUUAGGAUGGAAAAUGGUAGAAAAAUGUAUAUGCCUUCAUUUAUCUAAAAUAGACGUACCUUUCAUUUGACACCCAAUUAGACAUGCUCCUAUGAACUUCACGUUUGUGAUCAUGGUUCCUUUUACAUGCGUUUAUACAAACAUCUGACAGUUCUUACUUGAUUCAGAAAUGAUUUACUAAUCUGCUCUUAUUUCAGGUUUUACAUUAUGUGGAGAAGCCUAGCACUUUUGUUAGUGACAUCAUCAACUGUGGAAUCUACCUGUUUACCCCGGAGAUCUUCCAACAUAUUGGGGAAGUCUUCCAGAAGAACCAGCAGGACUUGCUGUUGUGAGUGGGAGGAAUCCCUCGGGGACCCUAUCUUGGGAGCAUAGAGAUCCUAUAAAGAUCCUAGGAUCUCUAUGCGUGGGAGUGGUGCAUGUGCAUGUGAUCAUUUCCUAUCCUUGGUUCUCCUCAUUUGUCUUAUUUCCUUUUUUCUUUCCUGCCAUCAUUCUGUUUCCUGUUUCCUGUUUCCCAUCACCCAUCACCAGAUAUCCAUACGAGGGGUAAGUCGGUACAGCUAGGGUGCACAGUGUGGUUGUAGAGUAGAGAUGUGCAUUAGUAAAAUACGUCACACCAAAAUAUGUAUCUAAAAAGUGUAUUUCUUUUUGGAGUCACAAUAACAGCACAUGGUGUGAUAGAUCAUUCUUAAAGCUGCAGUAUGUCACUUUUUGGGCGACCUGACAAUUCACAGAAAUGUGAGUUAUAGAUAUUUCGUUUUCAUGGAAAGCCUAAGAAGAAGGUAGAUGUGCACUUUCUAUGCCUCCUGUGCUUAAGUGUCAUUUUGCGUUUUGUACACCAGCUUCAAACAGCUGAAAAUACAAUAUAUUUUUGUUAUUGAAAAUAUAUUUCAGUUGUUUAGAUGUACAAUGAUUCUCUACACUAUACAUUGCUUGUUUUGUCACAAACUAUUUCCCCACACUGCACGUCCUCAUCACUUUUCAAGAUUGAGAGCGUUGGCAUACAGAUUUAUACAAUUGGUUAUUCACAAAUCACAUGUACAAUCAAGUAUUUCAGUAUAACAUUUGGACCCAUUCAAAAUAAUUGGUGUGAUGUAUUGAUAUUCAUAGUUUGGACUAUGAGUAUGUGUACCAUUACUCAAGUCAACCAUGUUGUCUCUGAUUCCUCUUCUGUCCAAUGCAUGUUCCUGUCACAAUCCAUUUUAAUACUACUGUGCUUGUCAACUUAACACUCCCCAUGUAUCCUUGGGCACUUGGGGAAUCCUUUACUCACUUUGUCUACAGCCCUUCAAACUGUCUUGUAUAGCCUUUCCAAAUUCAAUCAGAAAUAGUUGUGAUCUACCUUUGGUAAACACUGUACUACAGAAUAAUCUCCUACAUUGGUCUCUUCCUCAGAGAUGAGCAGACCAAUGGCAACGGCUGGCAUCGGGCUGAGGCCAUUCGGUUAGAACAGGACAUCUUCACAGCCCUGGCUGGGCAGGGCAAGCUCUACGUCUACAAAACACCCGCCUUCUGGAGCCAGAUCAAAUCUGCAGGGUGAGUAGGUAGUCUGCAUCUGUGGAAAAACUAUUGUGUGGUCAGUGAAACCUGAAGAUGUCGGAGUAGUAUACCCAACCAUAUUAUGAACCGGCUUUGUCUCAUUUUUUUUUAACAGGUCUGCAAUAUACGCCAGUCGCUUGUACCUUAACCAGUACCAUAAAACCCAUCCUGAAAGACUGGCUACAACUGAGGAUAGAGGGCCUAGAAUAAGUGGUAGGCUAAUCCAGUACUUGCCGUUUGUUAGCUUUGCAGUUUCUGGUUUGUGAUUACACACCAGUGAUUUGUUUUUGUGUCCCAGGAAAUGUUUACGUUCACCCAACAGCCAAUAUUGACCCUACUGCGGUGGUAAGUGCUUCUUGUCCUUGGUAUUACUACUUACCUAUGCAGCACAAUACAAUUCAAAACUCCUCAGUCAAAGACACAAGAACAACAUAUUCCUAAUAAUAAUAAUGAAAACAUUUAUUUUCUAUAGUUGGGUCCCAACGUCUCCAUAGGCACAGGAGUGACCAUCGGGGCUGGGGUGCGCGUGAGAGAGUCCAUCAUCCUCCACGGGGCUACUCUACAGGCAAGCAGUUACCAGAGGCAUAUCUUACCUUUGUGGCAAAUGUCUUUAAAAAAAAAAUUGUAUUAGCCAGUUCCUCAAGCGAAAAAUAAAUGCUGAAAUGGCUCUUCUUCCCUUGAUCAUAGCUCACAGAUCAUAUUUUUAUUUGUAUCGUGUCCACGUGUUGAUAAGUAUGAUUGAUAAUUGAGUGACCUAAUUCCGUUGUUAUGUUUAUUUUAGGAUCACAGUUGUGUGUUGAACUGUAUAGUGGGGUGGGACAGCACUAUCGGCAAGUGGGCCAGAGUUGAAGGAACUCCCAGUGACCCCAAUCCAAAUGACCCCUUUGCCAAAAUAGACAGUGAAACACUCUUCAGAGAUGGAAAACUCACACCAUCAAUCACCAUUCUUGGUAAGUUGCUAAUACUUUUACCCUUAUAAACACUGAGUUGAGCUGUACUGGGCUGGCCUGGUUAUGCAUACACCAUAGUUGCUGAAACUGUGCUGGAACGGACUACAAUAUCUGAGCCAGCACAGUGCGGUCCGGCGAGAUAGUGUGAAAGGUAUUGGAUAAGUGUUGAUUUUUGGAUCAUGUAACUUUUUGUAUAAAAUUAGUUCAUAAACAAUAACAUACAUACUAAACGACUACAUACAUCACCUGCCCAGACCCGUUAGCCCUCACCCUUAUCUCCAGCGCCCUUAUCACUUUCUGCCACAUGGCCUCAAACUGCGCCAUUUCUCUGUCGCCCACGCUUUUUCAAUUUUUAGAUCAAGCGUUUGACCUUUCCAUUGCGUGAACGACAGAGGAUUGGCUGAUUUCUAGUUGACAUUGUUUUAAUAUUGCUCUUUUUUCAGGAUGUAAUGUGACUAUCCCAUCGGAGGUGAUCAUACUCAACUCAAUUGUUCUGCCACACAAAGACCUCAACAGGAGCUUCAAAAACCAAAUUAUACUGUAGUUAAUUUGCUGUGUUCUGUUCAUUUAGUGUCAAAUGAAUUAAUGAGAGUAGCUUGAAGAACAAUGUCACUGCCUAUGGGUUCUUGUAUAUAAGAUGUCAAAUAAAGAUGACUUAUUUAGGUGUUUGGAAAGAUA
This is a messenger RNA of Coregonus sp. 'balchen', 6345 nucleotides long. NCBI's taxonomy places the organism in Eukaryota, Metazoa, Chordata, Actinopteri, Salmoniformes, Salmonidae. The record is from the annotation of a GenBank genome assembly.